GUCCUCCCUUUGUGCCUCCCUCUGUGUCUCGUUUGCACUUAUAACGACCGACCACUCGAACGACACUACCUAGUCAACAACUAUGCAGCCCACUCUCGCACUCUCCGUCCUCGCCUUGCUUAUUACUCAAGCAUCGGCCCUCACUUCUCCUUCGUUGCUCGCCCGCCAGUCCGCAGGUGGGCUUGGACUCGGCAGUAUCCCAGACGCUUGCCAGGCUACCUGUAGCCCAAUCGAGACAACCAUCAACAGCUGCCAGGACCUGUCGUGCCUGUGCAACAAUACUGUUGCGAAUCAGAUCGCGGACUGCGCCAACUGUCUUGUCGCCGUUGGUGGUGAUCAGGCCAGCUCCUUGCAGACGCAGGAGCAGAGCAUAAUUGACCAGUACACGAAUGCAUGCGCAACUUCCGGCGAGCCCAUCUCAUCUAUUAAGGUCUCCUCCGUUGCGCCUACAGCCACUGGGUCAGGUUUGGGCUCGAGCUCGAGCUCGAUAGGUCUGGGCUCAGCACCCUCAUCUACAACGUCAGCAUCAGGCUCCUCUGGUUCAACCGGAUCGAAUGGCAGCAUGCGAACGAAUGCAGGAGCUGUAGGAGCUAUUUUUGCGGGACUGCUCGCACUCGCGCUUGCAUAAAAAAUCAAGCCGUGGCAAUGAUGCACGACUGGUAUCCUUUCGAGCUUUCCUCUCUGUACAGACACUUUAGUCCUGUUCGAAUCUGAAUGCGACGGCGUCACACCUCUGCUAGUCAUUUCUACGUUUGUGGAUGAUGGAACCUUUGUAUGACAUGCAUGCCUUCUUGUAUAUUUUCUUUGCACAUCUCGCUUUCAUUUUGUAUCUGUCUUGAUUUUAUAUGAGUACAUAGAACUAUUCUCUGCUAGUAGACUAGAAUCUAAACCUGUAAUUCCUCGAAAACGAGCGGCACAUAAACAUUUUAUUGAAUUCAAAUUCCAAAAACUUUCACUCA
This is a messenger RNA of Fomitiporia mediterranea MF3/22, 959 nucleotides long. RefSeq lists its product as uncharacterized. The record is from RefSeq and is a predicted model, not a curated record. Bases 83 to 628 code for a protein of 181 amino acids. NCBI's taxonomy places the organism in Eukaryota, Fungi, Basidiomycota, Agaricomycetes, Hymenochaetales, Hymenochaetaceae. The transcript is spliced from 5 exons.